CUUCAUCUCCUUUUGACUACUUUUUUAUGUUACUAGUUUUUAUUUUCCUUGACUGAUUAAUUUUCUCCUGGCUGUGGAAGAAAAGAGCCCUGCUGAUGUUGAUUUAAAUAAUGUCGAAACCAAUGGGACUCCUAUGGCUGCCUUUGAUCUUCACCCCAGUGUGUGUCAUGUUGAAUUCUAACUUCCUGCUGUGGAUAACUGCACUGGCUAUAAGAUUUACUCUCAUUGAUGGCCAAGCACAAUACCCAGUUGUUACCACGAAUUAUGGCAAAAUACGUGGUUUAAGAACACCUUUGCCUAAUGAGAUCCUUGGUCCAGUGGAGCAGUACCUGGGUGUUCCUUAUGCCUCUCCUCCGACUGGGGAAAGGCGUUUUCAGCCCCCAGAGCCACCAUCGUCUUGGACGGGUGUCCGCAAUGCCACACAGUUUGCCGCCGUCUGCCCUCAGUACCUGGAUGAGAGGUCACUGCUCAAUGACAUGCUGCCAGUCUGGUUUACAGCCAAUCUGGAUACUGUGGUGACAUAUGUUCAAGAUCAAAAUGAAGACUGUCUGUAUUUGAAUAUCUAUGUGCCCACAGAGGAUGGUAAGUACUCUAUGGACCACACAAGCAUGCACUCACCAAAAAAAUGCCAGCACUGUGAGGAUACCAACAUUCAUGAUCAGAACAGCAAGAAACCUGUUAUGGUCUACAUCCAUGGUGGAUCUUACAUGGAGGGUACUGGCAAUAUGAUUGAUGGCAGCAUUCUCGCAAGUUAUGGAAAUGUCAUUGUUAUCACUCUCAAUUACAGGCUGGGGGUUCUAGGGUUUUUAAGUACUGGGGACCAAGCUGCAAAAGGUAAUUAUGGAUUGCUUGACCAAAUCCAAGCUUUACGUUGGAUUGAAGAAAAUAUUGGAUCUUUCGGAGGAGACCCAAAAAGAGUUACUAUUUUUGGAUCUGGGGCAGGAGCUUCCUGUGUCAGUCUCCUGACACUCUCUCACUAUUCAGAAGGCUUAUUCCAAAAGGCAAUCAUACAGAGCGGAACAGCCCUGUCCAGCUGGGCAGUGAACUAUCAGCCUGCCAAGUAUACUCGGAUAUUGGCAGAUAAAGUGGGCUGCGACAUGCUGGAUACCACUGAUUUGGUUGAAUGUCUUCGAAAUAAGAAUUACAAAGAACUCAUUCAACAGACCAUCACUCCAGCCACAUACCACAUUGCCUUUGGGCCUGUGAUAGAUGGAGAUGUGAUUCCAGAUGACCCUCAGAUUCUCAUGGAGCAAGGGGAAUUCCUUAACUAUGAUAUAAUGUUGGGCGUGAACCAAGGGGAAGGUCUAAAAUUUGUGGAUGGCAUUGUAGACAAUGAAGAUGGUGUUUCCCCCAAUGACUUUGACUUUUCUGUGUCCAAUUUUGUGGACAAUCUAUAUGGUUAUCCAGAAGGGAAAGAUACACUGCGAGAGACCAUUAAAUUCAUGUACACUGACUGGGCAGACAAAGAAAACCCCGAAACAAGACGGAAGACCCUGGUUGCUCUUUUUACAGACCACCAGUGGGUUGCUCCAGCUGUUGCUACUGCUGACCUGCAUGCCCAGUAUGGAUCUCCAACAUAUUUCUAUGCAUUUUACCACCAUUGCCAAAGUGAAAUGAAACCCAGCUGGGCUGAUUCAGCUCAUGGCGAUGAAGUCCCUUACGUGUUUGGGAUUCCUAUGAUUGGCCCCACAGAACUGUUCAACUGCAACUUUUCCAAGAAUGAUGUCAUGCUCAGUGCAGUGGUUAUGACAUAUUGGACAAACUUCGCCAAAACUGGAGAUCCAAACCAGCCUGUUCCACAGGACACAAAGUUCAUCCACACAAAACCCAACCGCUUUGAAGAAGUGGCCUGGUCUAAAUACAAUCCUAAAGAUCAGCUUUACCUGCAUAUUGGUCUGAAACCCCGAGUUCGUGAUCACUACCGAGCAACAAAAGUUGCAUUCUGGUUGGAGCUCGUACCACACCUUCACAACCUGAAUGAAAUAUUUCAGUAUGUUUCCACAACAACUAAAGUCCCCCCUCCUGACAUGACAUCAUUUCCUUAUGUGACUCGACGUUCUCCUGGUAAAUUGUGGCCAGCCACAAAACGCCCAGCAAUGACACCUGCCAACAAUCCCAAGCAUUCAAAAGACACCCAUAAAACAGCUCCAGAGGAUACGACAGUUCUCAUAGAAAACAAGCGAGAUUACUCCACAGAGCUGAGUGUCACCAUUGCUGUGGGGGCAUCCUUGCUGUUCCUCAAUAUUUUAGCUUUUGCUGCAUUAUAUUACAAGAAGGACAAGCGGCGUCAUGAGACUCACAGGCGCCCUAGCCCCCAGAGGAACACAACCAAUGAUAUAGCACACAUACAAAAUGAAGAGAUCAUGUCGUUGCAGAUGAAACAGCUAGAACAUGACCACGAAUGUGAAUCGCUGCAGGCCCAUGACACACUGAGACUAACCUGUCCACCUGACUACACGCUUACUUUGAGAAGGUCCCCAGAUGACAUCCCGUUAAUGACACCCAACACCAUAACCAUGAUUCCAAACACAUUAACAGGAAUGCAGCCUUUGCAUACUUUCAACACCUUUAGUGGAGGACAAAACAGUACAAAUUUGCCCCAUGGACAUUCAACCACUAGGGUAUAGCUCAGCCCUUCCCCCUCUACCCUUACAAGCCACUUGGAAGAAAGAAAAAACAAACAAACAAAGAAGAGGAAAAAGUUAUAAUACCGUCCUUUGAACACCUUGUCAAAAUCUAAAGUAAAAACAAGUUAAAGAGAAGGACAGUCAUUAUUUUCUUACUGAUCCUUCCCACAGAAACUCACUGAUGUUAAAAGAUCAACUACAAACCCUGUGAAAUGUGAAAAGUGUACAUUGCUGUUAUGAUACUGCUUUAAGAUCUCAGCCAAUUUGAUUGAAAGUUGAGGACAGAAGAAGUCACUUAAAAUGGUGUUCUGAGUGUAACAAGCAAAGCAGAGUCUUCUGGAAUGCAGAGCCAGUGACUGUACAGGUGUUUUAAUUUUUUUUUUAAUAAAAUAAUAAAAAAAAUUCUUUAUGUGCCAUACCAUGAAUGGCCCUUGCUAAAACAAAGACAUCACCAUGGGCUUUUACCCAGCAUAUGAAUCUGUAAUCCAGAUUGGGGAAAUAGAAUUUUAUUAUUAAAAACAAAAACAAAAAAAAAGAGGAGGACUGACUAUGCAGUAAAAUAGGUAUAGUUCUGUGCAAAGAGAUGACUUGCCAGCAUGAACUAUAUUUAAAGAAACUUUGUAAAAUUGUACAUAGCUGUGAGUUUAAAAGCAAAAACAAAAACAAACAAAAAAAGCAGCUUUUAUUGAUGUUUUCAGUUUGAAAAGAGCUUUUAGAAAGAUUGUGCAUUUGGUUGUGACCUAUGUGUAUAUACAUUAGUCAUAUCACCUCUGUUUCCUCCAAGCCCAAAGGAGGAAUUUCUUCUUAAUUACUAGUGGUAAACAAAAAACAUGAGUUUGUUCUAACAUGUUUCAUUUAUAUGAGGCCAUGGUGUCAUGCAGAGGAUACAGUUGUCUGUGUGACCUGUGUAUUUUCUCUUACAGGUUACACUAGUGCAUGUUAAAGUAUUCAUAGGAGAUCGUUGUUCUUUUCUGAAACUUUUUUUUCUAUAAUUUAAUUUUGUGUUAGCCUUUGUUAAAUUGCAACACGGCAAUGGAUUGGAAAAUGGAGGAAAAAAAAAAAAAACACAAGAGAAAAUAAUUACUAUUUUAAGCUUGUUGGACUGAACCAAGAAACAUCCAAUAAUAUAUAUUCAGAGUCCAGUUUAUAGUUCUUGGUUAUUGUGAUACAUUAGGAAGAGUUUUGUGCCCUGACAAAAGCAAAGAAAGCCUGUGUUUUGGUCAGCCUUUUCUGAGGAAAGCUAGCUCUAUAUUCACCAGCAGUUGCAGCAGAAUCUCAGCUGAGAAAGCACCUUCUUAGCUUUGCUAAGUGAAACAAAAACACAAUUUGAAAGUGGAGAAGUGGUGAGUUGUUUGGCUGGCUGGUUUUUUAAGUGUUCAGAAGUGAUCAGUGUGCAAAGAACUUCUCUGCCCGGUAUCCUGUUUUGUGCUUGAAAGUGUACCUGUCUGAAAAUACUUUUUCUUCUGAUUUAUCACACGCAGUAGUCCCAUAGUCAGUGAACACUGAGAGAGAAGGAGAGACAUUAUCAGUUGUUCUUCAUCUGAACAAAAAUGAAAAUCCCAGCAAGCAUCACUCUCAGGAAGGGCAAAAUUCAUAGCUGAUUAUUCCCUUCUGUCUUUCCUUUGCAGAGGCAUGAAAGCAGAGGUAUAAACAUAAGGAACUUAGCAGUUUGAUUCAAACAACUGAUUCAAAUAUUAAAAGCUAGAAAUAAGUUCUUACAGAUGAAGAUUGCUUUAUAUAUUGUCUUUGAAAGUUACUCCAUCAUUGAGAGAUAGUAACCAAAGAUACUUGAACUAAUUGGUCUGCACUUGAAUAUGAUUAUCCCAGAUGUAUAUUCUGUUAUUAAUGAACAACUAAGCUGCAUCAAUAUCAUAUGUCCCAUAAGUAUCUAACACAAGAUGCCUUGUACCUCUUCUUGUUUUCUAUGCUUUUUGUUUUCUAAUACAAUGUCUUGGAAUAGUCACCCCUACAAAUAAAAUUAAAGACAAGGUAAUUACCGAUUCACUGAGGUCUAUUCAUCUGCACAACUCCUUGUUGUAGCAGCAGUAAAACAGAUUCUGAAGGGAAGAAAUAAAAAGUUAAUUACAUGAUAAAAAUGCAACAUGUGGCUGAUAUAAUCCUUUAUCUGUCAUAAAUGUGCUAUAAACCUGAUCUGGAUGCUCAGGUUGGAAUGUGAUGAAGCAACACCCCCAAAGUACAACUGUAGCAAAUGGAAAACUGUUUCUUUUGGGGUUUUUUUCCACUGAUCCAUCACAUAAUAUUGAUUAAUGCUGACUCCAUAGUAGCCCAUUUUCACCACCUAUGUAAUGCCUCAGCUGAGAUGCACCAGUUCACGUCUUAAAAAAAAAGGUAAAAAAAAAAAAGAAAAAAGGAAAAAAAAAAGUAAUGAGGCUUGGCAUCAUAAUCAGUUGGGAAUAUUUGUAAUGUGAAUUACAGUAUUUGUUUAGUACUUCAAAUUGUUCUGUGCUAGCAAUAUGUACACUACUGCAUCAGGCUUGUGACAUUUGGGUAAAAAAAAAAAAGGUCUUGUAAGUGAAUGAUUUUAUCUUUGAAAAGUAAUUGCAAUCAAGUUGAUUUAAUAAUUUGAUACAUCUGGAAUGAUGUAUGAUUUGUAGAGGGAACAGCUUUAUACAGUCUUCAUAGAAUUCUAUAAUAAUGAUAUCAGAAUAUACUUUGCAAACUGUAAAAGAAAAACAAAAGUACUUUCCCAGGCUUAUAUUCUUGACCUUAAGAGGCACACAGGGUUUAAUGGUUUCUUCUGUUAUUGUUUUGCAGUUUUUUGGUUUUUUUGCCUUAAGUAAUGAUAGAAGAUAUAUAUGGCUGGACACAUAUGUAUAAACUUUUCAGCAGCAUUUUUAAUAAUAAAAUAUCACAGUAUUUUCUAA
Melopsittacus undulatus (budgerigar) is the source of this 5512-nucleotide messenger RNA. It is a transcript of the gene NLGN4X, whose product is annotated as neuroligin 4 X-linked. Gene Ontology annotation, cellular component: plasma membrane; cell surface; synapse. The coding region runs from base 111 to 2627 and encodes 838 amino acids. Gene Ontology annotation, molecular function: signaling receptor activity; neurexin family protein binding. Lineage: Eukaryota; Metazoa; Chordata; Aves; Psittaciformes; Psittaculidae. The record is from RefSeq and is a predicted model, not a curated record. The transcript has 6 exons. Gene Ontology annotation, biological process: chemical synaptic transmission; synaptic vesicle endocytosis; neuron cell-cell adhesion.